AUGUCGAACCCGGACGACUACACCGUGGGCUGGAUUUGCGCCCUAGCCACCGAAUACGUCGCUGCCCAAGCGUUUCUGGACGAACGGCAUGAGCCCCCAGCUUAUCUGCCACCUCGCAACAAAAACGACUACACCCUGGGCAGGGUCGGGAAGCAUAACGUGGUCAUCUCUGUUCUUCCCAUGGGAGAAUAUGGCACCGCCUCGGCAGCACGCGUGGCAGAAGAUAUGAUGCACAGCUUUGCCAAUAUUCGCAUUGGUCUUAUGGUCGGCAUUGGUGGGGGUGCGCCGAGCCCCAAACACGAUAUCCGCCUGGGAGAUAUUGUAGUCAGCAUUCCCGGCAAUGGCCAGGGCGGGGUCCUCCAGUACGACUUCGGCAAGACGAUACAAGCCCAAAGCUUUCAGCUCACAGGGUCUCUCGAUCAGCCGCCUUCUGUGCUGCGUGCAGCAGUAAGCGGGCUCAUGGCCCAAUACGAGAGCGAAGGCCACCAGCUCGAAGAUGCCGUGAGCAAGGUUCUGGAGAGAAAACCGCGGCUGCGCAAGAAAUAUCAGCGUCCAGAUCCAGCGAGUGAUCGGCUAUACUACAGUGAGAUUGUUCACCCCGGGGAGGGUGAAUCGCCCUGCACGUCACACUGUGGGGAUGGUCCGUCUUGUCUGGUCUCGCGAUGUGCGCGCACCGAAGACGAUGAUAACCCAGCCAUCCACUACGGCCUGAUCGCAUCCGCUAAUCAGCUCAUGAAAGAUGCCUUGAUUCGAGACCGAUUAGCGGCCGAAAAGGACGUUCUGUGCUUUGAAAUGGAAGCAGCUGGGCUAAUGAACCACUUCCCUUGCCUUGUGAUCCGCGGCAUCUGUGACUACGCGGAUUCGCACAAGAACAACGACUGGCAGGGGUAUGCGGCAAUGGUCGCGGCAGCAUAUACGAAAGACCUUCUAUAUCGCAUCAUGCCCCAGCAGGUGGAGCAGCAAGCAAAGGCCCUCACUGUUCUGAAGGAGGGAGAUCAUCGUACAAAUAUCUCCUUUGGAAACCACAAUCGAGGCUUCCAGGUUGGGGUCAACAAUGGUCCGAUCACUAGCUCGUUUGGGGCCCAGUGA
Penicillium canariense is the source of this 1089-nucleotide messenger RNA. Its product is annotated as 5'-methylthioadenosine/S-adenosylhomocysteine nucleosidase family protein. The record is from RefSeq and is a predicted model, not a curated record. Gene Ontology annotation, molecular function: catalytic activity. Bases 1 to 1089 code for a protein of 362 amino acids. The transcript has a single exon. Gene Ontology annotation, biological process: nucleoside metabolic process. NCBI's taxonomy places the organism in Eukaryota, Fungi, Ascomycota, Eurotiomycetes, Eurotiales, Aspergillaceae.